AUGGACAAGGACGCGGCAAACGAGUUCCUGUCGUCGCUGCUGAACCAGAAUCUCGCAGUCACCGCAACCGAUGGCCGCCUGUUCUGGGGCCAAUUCAAGUGCACCGAUGCUGAAAGCAACAUCGUGUUGGCACAAACCUACGAAUACCGACCGCCAAGCGAGGAAAUGCGGGCGCAGGCCGCGACACAAGCUAUGGGCGCCGCCAGCGUGACGCUGGACAUGACAUCACGAUACCUGGGCCUGGUUGUCGUUCCCGGCCAUCGCAUCACAAAAGUUGAAGUUGAGCGCUUCGCGAGUCAGGUGCGACAGCAAAAAGGCCAAGCUGUCAUUUAG
Cordyceps militaris CM01 is the source of this 333-nucleotide messenger RNA. RefSeq names its product LSM domain protein. The transcript is spliced from 2 exons. The record is from RefSeq and is a predicted model, not a curated record. Gene Ontology annotation, molecular function: RNA binding. Lineage: Eukaryota; Fungi; Ascomycota; Sordariomycetes; Hypocreales; Cordycipitaceae. Gene Ontology annotation, cellular component: NatC complex. Bases 1 to 333 code for a protein of 110 amino acids.